This is a messenger RNA of Xiphias gladius (swordfish), 1305 nucleotides long. RefSeq names its product transmembrane protein 216 (gene tmem216). The transcript is spliced from 6 exons. Lineage: Eukaryota; Metazoa; Chordata; Actinopteri; Istiophoriformes; Xiphiidae. Gene Ontology annotation, biological process: non-motile cilium assembly. The record is from RefSeq and is a predicted model, not a curated record. Bases 77 to 505 code for a protein of 142 amino acids. Gene Ontology annotation, cellular component: ciliary transition zone.
AGUCAACACCGCUGCGGUUUAAUCGAACAGUGAAGAAGAAUUACUUCCUACAUGCUGUUUCCAUGGCAAUCAGACAAUGGCGCCUGGAAACCAACCAAUCCUUUCGUCCAUUCCUCUGCAGGUCCUCCUCUACCUGAACAGCUGGUACUUCGCAGCUUUCUACGUGGCAGAGAUUCUCAUGUUCGUCUACAAAGGGCUUUCACUCCCGUACCCGUCAAAUAAUCUGGUCCUGGAUGUGGUGCUGCUGGUGAUCUUCCUCGGUCUGGAGACCCUCAGGAUCUUUUAUGGUUGGAAGGGGAACCUGUGUGAGCGCUCUCUGGCCCUGUGUGCGUCGCUCUUCAUCCUGUUUCCCUGUACGGCGCUGGCUGUUUACUACCUUCUGCUGCAGACCUUCGUCCUGCGGCUGGAGUUCAUCCUCAACGCCGUCCUGCUCUGCUUCUACAGCCUCGAGUUCCUGCUCGGACUCCUCUCCAUAUCUGCCUUCUCCAGGUCCAAAGUGUACUGACGAAGAAACACUGUGAGUUCACCUGAAACACAGAACAUGGAGACGGAUCAACAGUGUACUCUAAAAAAACCACUGUAAAUAUAAAACAUUGUGUUUUCCUAAAGGUGAUAAUUAAAUGUAAAUAUAGUUAUUAAUGACGCUAAAUAGUUUCUACUGUUGGUCCUGUACGAAAUGUUUGUUCUACCAAUGUUUCAACCCUGAGAUCAGGACAUUUCUGUAAAUAACUUCUGGUUCAUCACAGAUUAUUAUGAUGGACUUUUUUUUUACAAUAUUCAUUGUAAAUAAGACCCAAGUCGACGUGAACCAGUUUUUUUCUCAAUGGACCAGCAUCAGCUAUAUCACAUACUGUACAUUCACACCUAUAAUUUACAAAAAUUAAGAGAAAUUAGGGUGCGCAGGUUGUCUGCAGGUCUUAAAAAGUACAGUAUGUGUCUGCAGCUGUAAAGAGAACCAACACUGGUCUGGUUGUGACAGUGACUGAGCUGCAGGAGCCUCUUCAGUCCAACACUGUCACUGCUGCUGCCACAGCAGGAGGAGGAUCCGUAGCUCACAGUGGACAAGUCAAGGUUUUGGUUAUGCUGUGAAGUAGUGAGAAAUGUGACAUAAUAAUAAAUCAUUUUAGUCCAUAUCCAGGGUAAGUCUUAAAAAAACACUGAUUUAGGUUUCCUUAGAAAAAGGCCUACAAAAGUAUUAAAAAGUCUACAAUUUCAUUUACAAAGGUCUUAAAUAUUUUUUCUAACCUUCCACAGACUGUAAAAUGUUUGUCAGUACUGUUGUUGUGAUGACAAAAAGGGAAAUAA